Messenger RNA from Acanthoscelides obtectus, 180 nucleotides. Lineage: Eukaryota; Metazoa; Arthropoda; Insecta; Coleoptera; Chrysomelidae. The record is from the annotation of a GenBank genome assembly.
AUGUACCGAUCAGAAGGUGGAAAAAUGGCGUCCCGAGCACAAAAAAUCUUAAAUCUAGUGAGAGAACAAGAAAAAACUAAAUCAGCUCUCGAAGAACUUGAUAAUACAGUACAAACUGAUUCCAAACAGUUGUACCAGCAGUACCAAGCACCUUACCAGAAAGAUAUGAUGAACACAUAA